AGUUCACUCCGAAAUCUGGUUAUUCUGCAGACGGGCAGGUCACAGAGACACGCAGUAGGACUCCAGCUCCGACCUCCAGGAGACACACCAGGAGGUCGCAGCGCUCCGAGCCGACCCGAGGAGCCUGACCGCCGGCAUGAAGGUGGAGUUCGCCCCGCUGAACAUCCCCCUUAGGAGAAGACUACAGACCGCCGCCGCGCUGCAGUGGGUCUUCUCCUUCCUGGGACUAGCUCAGUGCUGUCUUGCAGCCUUCGUGCUCCUGGCUCUCUCUGAUUGGUGGAUUGUGGCGUUGCUGUAUGGUGGUUGGCUGUGGCUGGAUUGGGACACGCCCUCCUCUGGGGGUCGGAGGUCACCAUGGAUCAGGAGCUGGAGGGUCUGGGAGUACUUUAGGGACUACUUCCCACUGACGUUGGUCAAAACUGUCGAUCUGGAUCCAAAGAAAAACUACAUCUUCGGAUUUCAUCCCCACGGCGUGCUGGUGGCGGGGGCGUUUGGGAACUUCUGCACAGAGGCGACGGGGUUCUCUCGUCUGUUUCCUGGACUGAAGCCUCACCUACUGAUGCUGCCGUUCUGGUUCAGAGUCCCCUUCUUCAGAGACUACAUCAUGUGUGGAGGUCUGGUGUCCUGCAAUAAGUCCAGCCUGUCUCACCUGGUCAGUCGUCCUGCCGGGGGGAACGUGGCGGUGGUGGCGGUGGGCGGAGCUACGGAGGCUCUGGACGCUCGACCCGGAGCUUUGACUCUACAGGUCCUGAACAGAAAGGGCUUCAUCAAACUGGCUCUGAAACACGGAGCUCAGCUGGUUCCCGUCUUCUCCUUUGGAGAGAACGAGCUCUUCGAUCAGAUGGAGAAUCCGUCGGGCUCUCCUCUGAGGAGGCUGCAGAACCGGCUGCAGAGCAUAAUGGGUGUAGCGAUGCCGCUGUUUCACGCCAGAGGAGUUUUCCAGUACAGCUUCGGACUGAUGCCCUACAGGAAGCCUAUCCACACCGUUGUGGGGAAGCCGAUCUCGGUGGUGCAGACUCCCAGUCCCAGCACUGAGGACAUCCAGAGUCUUCAUAAUACUUACAUGCAGAGUCUGACUGAACUGUUUGAACAGCACAAACACAACUACGGCCUUGAGGAACAGCAGCACCUGACCUUCAUCUGACCUUCAUACACACACCUGACCUUCAUUGGACCUUCAUAUACACACCUAACCUCUAUAUAAAAGGCAGUUUACUGUUUUUUAAAUACUUACUGAAACGGUUUGACGGAGAAAAAGAGCGUGGUAAACUUUCUGAUCUGUUUCUCUGUAAUGAUCACAUGAUGAUUGACAGGUGUGACAUCACAGUGACAAUAAAGAUAGAUGAAAAGUUGAA
This is a messenger RNA of Centropristis striata (black sea bass), 1355 nucleotides long. It is a transcript of the gene mogat3a, whose product is annotated as monoacylglycerol O-acyltransferase 3a. Lineage: Eukaryota; Metazoa; Chordata; Actinopteri; Perciformes; Serranidae. The coding region runs from base 137 to 1144 and encodes 335 amino acids. Gene Ontology annotation, biological process: triglyceride biosynthetic process. Gene Ontology annotation, molecular function: diacylglycerol O-acyltransferase activity. The transcript has 9 exons. The record is from RefSeq and is a predicted model, not a curated record. Gene Ontology annotation, cellular component: endoplasmic reticulum membrane.